Molecule: messenger RNA, 1533 nt
Organism: Hyalella azteca
Lineage: Eukaryota; Metazoa; Arthropoda; Malacostraca; Amphipoda; Hyalellidae
Product: UDP-glucosyltransferase 2-like
Exons: 6
Coding region: 28-1392 (454 amino acids)
Molecular function (GO): UDP-glycosyltransferase activity
Source: RefSeq, a predicted model, not a curated record
CCCCAAAUUCCAUAAUAUCCUUGAGUGAUGUUUCGUGAAGUAUUGAUCACAUGCUUGCUGGCUGUAAGCAUGAGCGUGCAUGGAGCUCUGGAAGCUCCUGAGCGCUCCUACGACAUCCUCAUGCUGCUGCCCUGCGCGUCCAAGAGCCAUCGCAAUGUCUUCAUGCCUCUCGCUACUGCCCUCACUCAGAGGGGACACAAGGUGACUAUGCUCAGUGCGCUUCCUCCUGCCGAUAACAAUCCUGACAUCACCUACGUCGAUCACGGCUUAAAACAUUUCGAUCAUUCGGAUGUCAACAUGUUUGAAGCCACUGAAAAUGAAAGCGAAAUGUUCAAGGAUUUCGAAAUAAUAUUUUCGGCCCUUGCGAAUGAGAUAUACGGAGUGCCAACGGUGUGGGAGCUCUACAAGAACAGACACAAGUUUGAUCUCAUCAUCAUCAAUCAUCUCUUUAGCGAGGUGAAUCAGCUUGUUGUUCCCACGUCCGUAUUCCACCCUCGACCGCUUCAGAAACUUUUUAUUUACCCUCGUUGGGACGUAUUUUUGGAGAGCUUCUAUUCUAUUCUAACAUUACUGAACACGCAUUUUUCCUUUGGACUGCCGGUGCCCCUGUUGCCUAACCAAGUCGAAGUAGGCGGCAUGCACCUCAGGCCAGCGAAACCCUUGCCACAGGAUCUUGACAGCUUCCUCUCAGGGACGACCCCUGUGGUGUACAUGAGUCUAGGGUCCAUCGCUCGCAGCAGUACCAUCCCGCCCGAUGCAAUGAACGUCAUCAUCUCCGUGUUCGCCAAACUUCCUUACAAGGUCAUAUGGAAAUAUGAAGAGGAACUCAGCGAUAUUGGGCCACACGUCUUCAUCAAGAAAUGGAUGCCUCAACAAGAUAUUCUCGCUCACCCGAACGUUAAGGUGUUUAUUUCGCACUGCGGUCUGCUCGGUUCUCAAGAGGCUAUUUACCACCAAACUCCCAUUCUCGGUCUGCCUGUGUUCGGAGAUCAGCCUCGCAACGCCAUGGCCUGGCAGAACGCUGGCAUUGCCAUUCACUUGCAGUGGAAGACGUUGACUGAAGAAUCUUUCAGAAAUGCAAUUGUGGAACUCAUAAGCAAUCCAAAGUACCAAGAAAACGUAAAGCGAAUGUCGGAAAAUUUCCGGGACCAGAUUUCUGAUCCGGUGGAGCGGGCGGUGUACUGGACGGAGUACGUGAUCCGGCACCAUGGAGCUCUACAUCUUCGGUCGCCUGCCAAAGAUCUCACGUGGACAGAAUUCUUAUUCAUCGAUCUGAUCAUUCUAUUGCACGUUAUCUUCGUAUUGCUAUUUUAUAUACUCAAGAAGGCUUUAAAAUUCUGUUUCCAAUCGAAAAACAAGACAUAUGAGAAGAGGAAAAAUAAACGUGAAUAAUUUAAGAUUAAUGACGCUCUCAAUUAGGGUGGUUUCCCUUUUUAAAAAUUUAACUUUCCUGCGUUCACACUUAGUAACAAUCUCCAUGUGAGGAGAUAAUCUAUUUCAUCCGGUGUAAUAAUGACAACGUUUCUCACCAUG